CGCGAGUGGCGUUGACGACCGUAUUAAUUUAAGCCCUCCCUCUCAGCUCGAACAUCAUCAUUGUGCAUCUGCCCGGAUCAAUUCACUGUAUAAUCUGUACUUGUAACUUAUUCUCGCGCCCAGAUACCUCUCACGACCCAGCGUCACGAGUAUCACAAAUAGUUACCGACGAUAGUUAUUUCAACCCGCGAUGGCCCUUGCGCAUUUCGAGCUGCGGGACUUCGAACGUGUUGCGCAUCUGUGGUAUGAUGAUGGCAAUGUCAUAUUGGUCGCAAGGGGUAGAGGAUUCCGUGUCCAUCGCGGCGUACUUAUGCAGCGUUCACCGGGAUUCCGCGGACUCUUCCUUCCCCUCUCAUCUAAUUACUGCUCCGCGGGAGCAUGUCCCAUUUUACGGUUGCCGAAAGACCCACUUCAUCUGGAGCUUGUGCUGAGCGCGUUGUAUGAUAGAUUUUUUUUCGGUGACCUAGAUGUGUACCAUGAGAUACCGGAAGUGGCAUCCGGAAUCAUCUCCCUCGCGCACAAAUACGACUUCCGAAUCCUCCAUGAUGAGGCCAUUCAUCGCCUAUCGGAAGCGGGACACAUCCGCCACUGCUCAAAAGACAAUCCAUCAUAAGAGCGGUAUAUCAGCAAGUUAUAAUAUGACGCUAUUUUGUUCUGUGCAGACAAAGAAAAUCCG
Messenger RNA from Laetiporus sulphureus 93-53, 676 nucleotides. RefSeq lists its product as uncharacterized. Gene Ontology annotation, molecular function: protein binding. Lineage: Eukaryota; Fungi; Basidiomycota; Agaricomycetes; Polyporales; Laetiporaceae. The record is from RefSeq and is a predicted model, not a curated record. The coding region runs from base 191 to 613 and encodes 140 amino acids. The transcript has 3 exons.